Morone saxatilis (striped sea-bass) is the source of this 1672-nucleotide messenger RNA. RefSeq names its product serine and arginine rich splicing factor 5a (gene srsf5a). Lineage: Eukaryota; Metazoa; Chordata; Actinopteri; Moronidae. Gene Ontology annotation, cellular component: nucleus; ribonucleoprotein complex; cytoplasm. Gene Ontology annotation, molecular function: mRNA binding. The record is from RefSeq and is a predicted model, not a curated record.
UCCCCGCUCUUUAGACUCGCUCGCCAUUUUGAUAAAGUCGAGUGAAGCCGAGACGACUCAGUUAAAGUUGCAGAGAAGCAGCGAGGUAAACAACGACAGCGGAGACGCCCUGAGGGAAAAAAACCAUAAAUAAAUAAACAUUAGCAGAAAACAAUGAGUGGUUGUCGCGUCUUCAUCGGCCGCUUGAGCCCGCACGCCAGAGAGCGAGAUGUGGAGAAGUUCUUCAAGGGAUAUGGACGCAUUCGGGAAAUUAACCUGAAGAACGGAUUUGGCUUUGUGGAGUUUGACGACCACAGAGAUGCAGAUGAUGCUGUGUACGAGUUGAACGGCAAAGAGUUGUGCAGUGAAAGGUGGUGGUGGCGGCGGCGGCGGCGGUGGAGGUGGCGGAUAUCGCCCGUCUCGCAGCAGUGGCUCCAGGUAUGGACCUCCUGUGAGAACUGACCAUAGGCUCAUUGUGGAGAACCUCUCUUCACGGAUUAGCUGGCAGGACCUGAAAGACCUGAUGAGAAAAGCAGGUGAAGUUACCUUUGUGGACGCUCACAGACCCAACAAAAAUGAAGGAGUGGUUGAGUUCGCAUCUCGAAGUGACAUGAAGAACGCCAUCGCCAAGCUUGAUGGGACAGAACUGAAUGGACGCAAGCUGAAGAUCUUUGAAGAUAGCAGAAGUCACAGCAAGAGUCGCUCCCGUUCCCGAAGCUACUCUCGCUCAAAGAGUCGUUCCAGGAGCCGCAACCGUUCCAGGAGCCGCUCCAGGUCUGCCAGUCGCACCCCAGAGAGGAGGUCGUCAGGAGGGGGCAAGGCUGCUGCCAGAUCCCCCUCCAGGUCCAAGUCCCGCUCAAAGUCCCGCUCCAGGUCUCGCUCGCGUUCACCCGCCCCCGCUCAGAACAAACAGUCUCGCUCCCGCUCUCGUUCUCGCUCUCGCUCUCGUUCUCGUUCUCGUUCUCGUUCGCGUUCCCGCUCUGCCUCAGCAGACAGCAAACACUGAGGUUGGUUUACCCGUAGGCCGUAAAAUAGACUGAUAGUUGCUCACCAUAGGCCUGAAUGGUGGCUUUUGAUUUUUAAUGAAGGGGAGGAAAUUGCCUUUUACAUGGCUUCUUUUGAAAUAAGAUCUUGAGUCAUUAAUGUGCCCACUUUGCUUGUUGAUGUGGGUCUUUUGUUAGAUGUGCUUCCAAGAUUUUUUUUUUUCCCUCAUGAUUUACAGAAGUCCACCUUUUUAAACCCCUUCAUAUUUUGAUGAAAUACCAAGUGACGGGGAAAACAUUUUGAUCAGUGAUGAAACCCCGUCAGUCUUGCAGCCUGUCCUAGCUGUCAGCCAUGUUACGAUUCCAUCCACUCCCCUGUGCUUUGUUGAAGUGUUCAGAGCAGUUCAAGGUUAGGUGGGAAUGGUAUUCAUUCCCCAAAAUGUUGACGAGUAUGUGUUUUGUUUGUAGUGCGAACUCUUGGCAUUGUCAUAAAACUGUGAUUCUGCUUCUGAUGUCACGUGAUGCAUUCACUGCCCUGAUAUGUGAACUUAAAUGCGAACGUCUCCGUUGGUGGUUUAUUUCAGCUUUCUUGUGUAAUGCUUAUGGAAUCUGGUAUUAUUUUGACUGGCUUUUUUUUUUUCCCAGCCUGCGUGUAUUCAGGACACUUCUCGUGUGUUGUGAUUAAUUUCUUUGCGUUCAUGUCCAUUAUC